Molecule: messenger RNA, 1101 nt
Organism: Penicillium paradoxum
Lineage: Eukaryota; Fungi; Ascomycota; Eurotiomycetes; Eurotiales; Aspergillaceae
Product: zinc-dependent alcohol dehydrogenase
Exons: 4
Coding region: 1-1101 (366 amino acids)
Molecular function (GO): oxidoreductase activity; zinc ion binding
Source: RefSeq, a predicted model, not a curated record
AUGGCCGCUGAGAUCCCCGCUAAGCAAAAGGCCCUCAUCUUCGACCAGCCUGGUACGGUCUCGACGAAGCUCGUCGAGAUCGAUGUGCCAGAGCCCGGUGCCGGCGAGGUCCUGAUCAACCUAACACACUCAGGCGUGUGUCACUCUGACCUUGGUGUCAUGACCAACACAUGGCGCAUGCUCCCAUACCCAACCCAACCCGGCCAAGUAGGUGGCCACGAAGGCGUUGGCACAGUAGUGAAGUUCGGCCCCGGCGCUGAGAACUCAAACCUCAAGAUCGGCGAUCGAGUCGGCGUUAAAUGGAUUGCCAGCGCAUGCGGACAUUGUCAACCCUGCGGCAUCGGCGCCGACGGCCUAUGCUUCAACCAGAAAAUCUCCGGCUACUACCACCCCGGCACAUUCCAACAAUACACCGUCGGACCAGCCAACUACGUCACCCCAAUCCCCGACGGCCUCGACUCCGCCGAGGCAGCCCCUCUCCUCUGCGCCGGCGUCACCGUCUACUCAGCACUGAAGCGCAGCAACGCCCGCCCAGGCCAAUGGGUCGUGAUCUCCGGCGCCGGUGGCGGCCUAGGCCACCUCGCAGUGCAGCUCGCCAGUCGGGGGAUGGGUCUCCGCGUGAUCGGCAUCGACCACGGCAGCAAAGAGGGGUUAGUGAAUGACUCCGGGGCGGAGCAUUUCGUCGAUAUCACACAAUUCCCGCGGGACGACAAUGGCGACGCACUGGCGAAGCAUGUGCAGUCGUUGACGGAGGGGCUGGGCGCUCAUGCGGCGAUUGUGUGCACUGCUGUGAACGGUGCGUAUGCGCAGGCGUUGCCGCUUCUGCGGUUCAAUGGUACGCUGGUCUGUGUGGGGGUUCCGGAGAACGAUCCGCAGGCGAUUGCGACGGCGUAUCCGGCUACGAUGAUUAGCAAGCAUUUGCAUAUUACGGGGUCGGCGGUGGGGAAUCGGACGGAGGCUAUUGAGACGAUGGAGUUUGCUGCGCGGGGGGUGAUUAAGGUGCAUUAUCGGACUGAGAAGAUGGAGGCUUUGACGGAGGUGUUUAAGGAGAUGGAGGAGGGUAAGCUGCAGGGGAGGGUUGUUUUGGAUCUUUCUGGGUGA